Molecule: messenger RNA, 4079 nt
Organism: Carassius carassius (crucian carp)
Lineage: Eukaryota; Metazoa; Chordata; Actinopteri; Cypriniformes; Cyprinidae
Product: E3 ubiquitin-protein ligase RNF43-like
Exons: 9
Coding region: 880-3429 (849 amino acids)
Biological process (GO): ubiquitin-dependent protein catabolic process; Wnt receptor catabolic process
Molecular function (GO): ubiquitin protein ligase activity; frizzled binding
Source: RefSeq, a predicted model, not a curated record
CGCUCGCUCGCGCUCGCGUUCAGUCUCAACUUUAAACUUUUCCAGCAUUCUGCUGUCCGGAUCAACAGCACUGAGGCUUCGGGACAGCGCGUGCGGAUUCUACACUUGAAGUGUCCGGAUUUCUCGACAUGGAUCUGUGGAAAUUUAAUCGGAGUCGAACAUGUUUGUGAAGUUUUAAUUCAUUUAGGAACAUGGUAACGAGUGUUUAGAAAAGGCUCUCCUGACAGUGUCUUCGAUCGCUCCCGCAAAGCUCUUGUUUUAUCUGGAUAAUAUUAUGUUGGACCUCAUGGGAAACGUUUCCAGGCGUUCACUGUGGGAUCGUGAUGCGUGAUGCGUGUUUGAUCAGAGUGGAAUAACUGAGACAUUGUUGCACUGAAGGAUACGGUGAUUCUGCUACAACCUGCUACAUUCUGGAAUGUUUGGAAUCCUUUGAAGUGGACGCGGCGCACCGCACAAUAAUGGAGCCAUUAUGACGUCACGUUCUCAAUCACGACGCGCGGGAAUCCACAUGGGGAAUCUGUAGCUAAUAUUAUUGAUCCGACCUUUAGGAGAUCACAUUAAACUCUUUUUUUUUUUUUUGUCGUUCAAAUCAAUGCUCGCGCCAGGAGUCUGUCCGCUGUCAAUCACCCUGUCACUCUGUCUGUCAUCUUCUGUCAGUGAUACGGGCCAGUCUCCGACUAAAGUUCCAUUGAAUUGCUUGUGAUAUUCUUUUAUUUCAAAUCUCAAUCCCGCAGAGCUUCUAAAACUAUCCACUUCAAAAGACACCCGGUUUUUGGACAGUUUCAGUGACCUCUAAGGAUUCUCCUGUCUUUUAUCUGAGCUCUGAUUGGACGGAUAGCGCAUAAUGUAUGGCUGGGGCCCGCCGCUGCAGCCAGGACAAUGAGGGUCCCUGUGCGGCGACUGGCCGGGCUCUGGCCUUGGCUGCUCAUGGCUGCCUCGCAGGUGGCUCUGGGCCACACAGGCCUGGAACUAGCUGCUGCUGUGGAGUCCGAGCGCUCCGCACCCCGAGCCAUGAUCAAGGUGUCUCUGCUGAAGCAGGAGCCCACCAGCAGGCCCAUCACCCUAGAAGGGGUGUUCGCUGGGGGCAGCACAGGCUAUGCUGAAGGGAAACUGAUGCAGUCUCAUCCACUGUCUCUGUGUAACACCAGUGAAGAUGACCGUCAGGAGACCUUCUUCAUCAGCAUCGUCAAACUCGAGAGUCCAGAGAGCAAAGUGCCGCAGUGCCUGCCGCUGCUGGAUAAAGCUCGUCUGGCUCUUCAGAGAGGCGCUCAGGCAGUCAUCUUUGACAUCACAGAUGAUCCCGGAGCUGCUCAGGAGCUGCGUGAUUCAGGUUUGUUGCCUCGUCCAGUGGUGCUGGUGAAGUCAUCAGAUGCAGAAGAACUGAUGGGACUCGUUAAUAAAAAUGAAGAAGCCAAGGUGUUCAUAGAUAUCAUGAUGGAGACUCAAAAAUGGCCUCAUUAUGAUGUUGGCAUCCUGUUGACUGUGUCUCUGGUUGUGUUGGCCAUCAUCAUGAUCUUUGCUCUACGCUUCCACUGCAGGUCCAACAGAACCUGGGACUCUGUGCACCAGCAGACCUUGCGUGCCAUCAGCAGGUUGGAAACGCGCACAUACAGUUCUCAGAGUUGCUCUGGCUCCCAGCGCUCUCGUGGGGCUCCAGGGUCAAACAGCAGCUCCAAUUCCAGUCCAAUCUGUGCCAUCUGUCUUGAGGAAUUCAUGGAUGGCCAGGAAUUGAGAAUCAUCUCCUGUGCUCAUGAGUUCCAUAAGGAGUGUGUCGACCCCUGGCUCCUACAACACCGUACCUGCCCACUGUGCAUGCACAACAUCAUGGGUAAACAGCCUCAGGGUUCAGAUCUGGCAUCCCGUCAGCCCCAAAGAAGUCAAAUGCCACCCCCUCCACCUGAGCACAGUCAAGCCUUCCUCCUUCCCCAUAACUAUUCAAACCAACACCCUUAUCCCCAGCACCAAGUUCCUUUUUCCCUGCGGCAUCAUUUCCCCCAUAAUCCCUCUGGACCUUUACCCCAAUUGGACAACUAUGGCAACUCUCCCCCUCUUCAUCCACGGACUCUUCGUUGCUCUCCCAGCAGACCACUAGGUGCUAGCUGUGCGUACCACUUGGCUCCAGAUGCCCAUCAUGGACGUCUGCAAAGGACAGGUGGGCACGGGUUUCGGACCGGGCAUGCAGCUCCCAGAAGGUCGUGUCACCGGUGUCCUGGAGGACCUUUGCGGAACUCUUCGGGUUCUCGGAUGCAUCAUGUGAUAUCGCCUGCAAACCAUGCAACUCAUCAUCACCUGCCGCAUGGAAGAGGCUCGCACAGUCGCCAGGAUGACGGCAGCGCCUCAGGAGGGAGUUACCAUACGGAGCGUAGCGGUUACCUUGCAGAUGGACCAGCCAGUGAUUCCAGCUCGGGAUCGUGCCACGGCUCGUCCAGUGACUCCGUAUUGAACUGUACGGACAUCAGCCUGCAGGGUGUCUAUGGCAGCUGGUCCACUUUUCGUAGCUCGCUCAGCAGCGAUUACGACCCGUUUAUCUACUGCGGACCAGGCAAAGCUCCACGCAGAGGGAGCAUAGAGGCCACGCAAAGGCCUCGUUCCCUGGACUCUGUAGUGAACCGAACCGGUGGUGGAAGCACUGGUGAUGCCGGUGCCAUUGGCCUGGAAGAACAGCAGCAACAGGUGGCUGUGUUUAGUCACGUUCACUAUCACAGGCAUAGACACCACUAUUACGAGGAUGGGGAACUCAGUCAAGGGCCCGGCCGAGGCUAUGACGAGGAUCAAGGAGCCACGUCCUCAGCCGCAGCAGCAAGCGGGCCUUGUCUCAUAACUAAAGACAAAGACUCCUCUGGGUGUCAGGUACAGGUACAAUCUUGCCACUGCCCCAAAACAGACCUCAGUUCAAGGAGGAUUGAGGAUAGAGACCUGGAACCUGUUACCUCCUCAGGUGCCUCCGUAAUCCUUCCCUCUCCUCCUUUAACCUCUCCGUCCCCACCCUGUUGCCACAAAGGCCCAGGGUGGAUGACCGGUCGGAAAGCAGCUGGAUGUCCAAUGGAAGUGCCUUCGCCGGUUGUUCACUUUCAUCAAAGCUUGGACCUUCAGGAUGAUUGUAGCAUUCAUAUACAUUACGGACAGGGAGCGGGAAGCUAUUGCUGCACACCUCCGCCAGACAUGGCCCCCACGCUACUGCCAGUGCCCCUGAUCUUGGACUCGACGGGUAUGACCGACUGGCCGUGCUGUAGUGGGGCACAUGUGGUGUGGCAGAAGGAGGUGCAGCAGGCCCAUUCAGAGCCUCAGCUCCUGGGACCCACUUCUGGAAUGGACAGACCCCUUUGUAGGACCCAUCAUGGCCCAGGGGACGAACUUCCCAUGGACAUCUGUCUGCACUGCCAAACUCUACACAAUAGUCAGGGGUCAGAGGAAGAGUCUGGUGUUUGAGAAACUCUUCAUCCAAAACUCCUCACGCUGCUACACAAGAGCCGAAAUGGACAAAACUCUUCGGCGAUCUCUCGCUGUUUCUUUCGCUCAUAUGUUGAGUCUUCCAGAUAAUUCCAAACAUCUUCUUGCAAUAUCAAACUGAAUUACUCAGAAUCUCCAGACCUCAGAUUUCAUUCUAACAAAGAAUUAAGCAGUCACUGAUGAUAAGAUGGGUUUUCAAAAAUGCUCUUCAGAAGUGACGCUCUGUUACUAGCACCUUUCCAAUGUCCAGAACAAGUCAUUUUUGGUACUUUACCCAAUACGGUCCAAAUGCAUGGUCCUUUUCAUAGGCAAACAAGUGGUAUUAAUUAAGGCAGUUAUCAAAGGAUCUGAAAGAUGCGCAUUGAUUAUGAGAUUGAUUAUGGUUUCUUCCUUUCCUUUGGUUUAAAACAGGAUUCGAUUUGUAUCUUCUCUUGUAAACAAGUCUGAGAUCUCCUUGGUGAUCUUCAUGAAAGCCCUUCAAGAUAUAAACGUGUCUUUCUGUUUUCCAUUGAGAUUUAGACUUGGCAUAUGUACUUUAUGUAAGUACGUAGACACUUCUAUCCACACAAGCCUAGUUGUCGUGUUCUGAAAUGUGUCAAAACCGAAUCAUAAUGCAACACUAUUGUAAU